AUGGCUGCUCUCGUUGGCAAAUCACGCACAUGCUUUGGCUUCAUUCCCAAUGAAACUGGCGUGCUCAUCAUCACCAUCUUUGGCAUUCUAAACAAGCUAUCUGGAUUCUACGGCCUUAUUUCACUUGAUACCAGCGAUCCUAUUGCAUUUGCCGUUUAUAUCUACUCAUUAUGUGGUGUUGGUAUCUUUGCUUAUGGUCUCUAUGGCUUACACACGGAUAACAUUCGAAUUGUUCGUUGGUAUACAAUGUUCUACUGGUUGGAUUGCUUUGUGAGUGCCGUGACCACUGCCGUGUUUGCCGUCAAGUGGUAUGUGUACACCGACCACAGCUUGCCGGAGUUGGCGGAUGACCCAUCCAAACAAAAGGAGCAUGACGACGUAUUCCGCAUGGAGAGCAUUGUGAGCAUUAUCAUGUUGGUGGGCUUACGCAUGGUCCAUGUGUACUUUGCCAUUGUGCUCACGGUCUAUUAUCGAUCACUCGGCAGAGCUCGCUAUUCAAAGUUGGCAGCAGCUGUCGAUGAAGACUUGGAUGAGAUUGAACAUGGUCACAGAUUGGAUUAG
Lichtheimia ornata is the source of this 561-nucleotide messenger RNA. RefSeq lists its product as uncharacterized. The coding region runs from base 1 to 561 and encodes 186 amino acids. The transcript has 5 exons. The record is from RefSeq and is a predicted model, not a curated record. Gene Ontology annotation, biological process: inositol phosphoceramide metabolic process. NCBI's taxonomy places the organism in Eukaryota, Fungi, Mucoromycota, Mucoromycetes, Mucorales, Lichtheimiaceae. Gene Ontology annotation, molecular function: inositol phosphoceramide synthase regulator activity. Gene Ontology annotation, cellular component: inositol phosphoceramide synthase complex; Golgi membrane.